GCUGCAAUAGCCUGUUAGCCUCUGGCAUCUCCAACUAUCUUUUGAACAAGAAAGCUGGCGCUACCGUGGUCGUCCUCCUCUUGGCUGCCUUCACAGGGCACACGAGUGCAGCUGACCACCCUACCAUCACUCUUAAGUUGCAUCCACAUACAAAUUACCUCGCGAUGAAGAUACUAGCAGAAGCUCAUUCCCUUACACUUCUGCUUCUCUUUCCGGCCCUUACAUCUGGAGUAACAUUAGACUGUGACCGCGUCGUUGCUGACGGCAAAUCAUGGACCCUAACUCCUUUGGCUGGCCCUCACUCCGUCUACCAUGUGGUUGAACAUCCCCCAACCACCAUCAAUACCACAUACACGAUUGACCUAUGCAAACCGCUGAAAGAAACGGAGUGCCCGUCGGGGACAAUGGUCUGCGGUGUGCAACGGUCUUCGGAUGACAACAAACUAUUGGGUGCUAUUCCAAUCGCGGGUAUAUUUGUCCAGAAUUCUGGCAGGAACCUCAAUCCUAAGGUUACGCGGCUUAAAGCGAGCGAUUCCCAGCAUGAAGGGUUACGGAUCGAACUCCACGGUGGGAAAUAUCCUUUUAACGGCAAGGAGUAUGAUCAACAGGCCGUCAUAGAAAUGACGUGUGAUCGCUCGCGCAGCGGCUUGGAAGGCGAUUGGUCUGGCAAGAUGGCUACCCUGGCCGACGAAGAUGGACCUGGCGAUGACAAAAAAGAUGGCAAAACAGAUGAUGACAAAAAGGCCGAAGAGAAAAGUCUUCGGUUUAAGAGCUACGGACAGGUUGAUAAUGUGUUUGUUUUGAGACUGGAUUGGGUAACGAAGCAUGCUUGUGAAGACUUCGAGGACGAUGGAAGCGGAAAAGCUGCCCACUGGGGCUUCUUCACCUGGCUGAUUGUGAUUGUCUUCCUGUGCACCUCUGCAUACCUCAUUUUUGGCUCUUGGUUGAACUACAACCGCUACGGUGCUCGUGGCUGGGAUCUCCUUCCCCAUGGCGAUACCAUUCGCGAUAUACCUUAUAUAUUGAAAGACUGGGGCCGGAAAGUGGUUACCACCGUACAAGGUCCUGGACCGCGAGGCGGCUACAGUGCGGUCUAAUUAGCCGAACGAGGGAAGGAGUUUUUUGUUUUUUUGAUUUCCUUCCUUUUUACUUUUGUUUAAACCAGAUGUAUAUUCGUUUCCCUACUAUUUCCUCUAUUUUACAUUAUUUAAAUCUUUACCUGUUUACCCCUUCGGUUUAUUUUUAUCUGCUGUCGGUUACUUGGGAACAUGAACUUCUUACUACCGC
Histoplasma capsulatum G186AR is the source of this 1287-nucleotide messenger RNA. RefSeq lists its product as uncharacterized. The transcript has 3 exons. The record is from RefSeq and is a predicted model, not a curated record. Lineage: Eukaryota; Fungi; Ascomycota; Eurotiomycetes; Onygenales; Ajellomycetaceae. Bases 165 to 1097 code for a protein of 310 amino acids.